AAGUGUCAACAUGGCAGACUUGUGGCAAGAAGUAAAACGUCUUCAAGCAGAUUUCCAGCGAGCACAGCUUACAAGCGCAAAACAGAAACUUUCUGAAAGAAAUGUUGUGGAGAUUGUGAAUAAAUUGGUGGAGUUGAAGUUGAUUGAAGUGAUAUAUACCAUUGAUGGCAAAGAAUACCUCACCCCUGAUGAGCUGGCCAAAGAAAUCAAGGAUGAAGUUAUGGUUCAUGGUGGUAGAAUUAACUUGGUGGAGCUACAGCAAAUCCUGAAUGUUGACUUCAGACAUGUGGAAAACAAAGUCAGUGAUAUGAUCAAACAUGACCAGAGUUUGUUGGUGGUCCUUGGCCAACUUAUUACAAGAAGUUACCUUGACAACCUAGCUGAGGAAGUGAAUGACAGACUGCAGGAUCAGGGUCAUGUGACCAUAGCCGAACUUACGACCGUGUAUGAUCUUCCUGCUGAUUUCCUAUCUGAGCAUAUACAUGAACGCAUGGGAAAAAUCAUUCAAGGGAAAGUGGAUACGCAUGACCCAGACGUAUUAUUCACAGAUGCCUUCAUCACAAGAAUGAAAUCUCACAUCAGAGGAGCAUUUAGUGCCAUCACAAGGCCUACCACAGUCGGCACCAUAAUCAGUAGAUAUGGAUUUCAGGACAGACUCUUCUUUUCUAUCCUGGAGGAGCUGGUUAGUACCGGACGACUGGCUGGGGCUGUGAGCGGGGCCAGACAGGAAAAUGCUGCCUACAUCCCUGAGGUCUAUACCAAGACACAGAACCAAUGGGUUGAUGCCUUCUACAAACAGAAUGGUUAUCUAGAAUACGAUUCCUUGUCUCGACUUGGAAUCUCCGACUCUAAAGGAUUCAUCAAGAAAAGGUUCAAAUCGGAGCCCCUGACAUAUCUAAGUACCUGCUGUGCUGGUGUGGGGAUCAAGGAACAGAUCGAGGCCAGCGUAGAGGAGGCUCUGCAGGACAAUUCAUGGGUCAACAUCAUGCCCCUACUUCCUUCCAUAUUCAGUGAGAAGGAUGCUAACCAGCUGCUGACAGAAUGUACCAAGCAGUAUCCAUCGGCAGUGGUCAGUUGUGACACCAUAGUGUCCAGCCAGCAGUUCAUCACAGGCUUUGCUGAACCCUUCAAGGACAUUGUCACUAACAGGGCUGAAAAGGAAUCCAGAAAUAAUCCUAAUGUCUUCAAAGGGACAAUUGAUUCUCAGCCUGGUAAAAAGUCUUCCACUAGGCUGUCUGGAAUGGACGAUGGAACUGGUCGUGAGGAAAAGAAAGAUCAAAGGAAAAAGAAAGCUCAGGGUAGCACCAAGAGUGGAGGAGGAACCCAAGGUCGGGAAGUAAAAACCAAGUCCCUCAAAAAGAAAGGGGCCAGAGGACGAGGAGACGCACAUGGUGAUUCUGACGAUGACGAUACAGGAGGAAAGGGGAAACAACUCGAAUCCUCCUUCAUGUCUAUUGAGGAGAUGGAGGAUGUUCUACGGAAACAGACAGAGUUACGGGACUGUCCUGUUGACUUCCUCACACAGAUUGCACGACAUCUACACAGGCCUUUAACAAAACAGUUUCAUGAGCAAGCAAAGUCCAUAUUUCUUUCCCAGUCUGGAUCAGGAUCGGGGGCCAUUCGUAAAAAGACACACGGAGAAUUACAGGAGAAGUUGUCGGGUCUUUGGACUAAUUGUAAAUUGUUCGAAAAAGGAAUAAUUCUUCUUCCAGCUGAGGGCCAGACUCCACUCAUUAAACACCUCCUGAAGACCAUCUGUAGUGACAUAGCCAAUAUGGCCAUCAACUCUUUUGCCAAUGAUCAUAUGGUCUCCCUACCAGAGGAAACAGAAAUUACUGCUGAAGUUCGAGCAAAGUUGAUCAGCAAAAUGCCAGAGGCUGUGCAGCCUCCACUUGUUAAGCUUCAUGCCUCUUUAAAUGGAAAGAGCCUUGAAGAUUUCUUUACUCUUCUUGAGAAACUUUGUGGACCAGACAAUUUAGGCAUCAUUCUCAGAAAACCAGACAAAAGGAAGGAAAGACAGCUGGUGUUCAACCACCGCCAGGUAUUACUGGAGCAGAUGAAUGAAGAAUCUGAUCCUGCCAUGGCCCUCCAUCUGGCUGUUGUCCUACUGUUCCAGACCUACACACAGUGUCUGAUCCACGCCCCUGGCAAAUCUGUUCCCCAGGUUAUCGUGUUCCUAAGAGACCAUGUAGACGCUGAGCAACAUAAGGUGCUGGUCACACUUCAAGAUUUGGUGGUAAAACAUUUGAAACUACAAGGUGAUGAUAAAGAGGAAGAAAAAGCUAAAUUAACAACUGAAAUGCAAGACCUACUCCCACAAGUGAAGGACAUUGCUUCUAAAGCAAAGAAAACAACCACACAGAGUGAAACAACCUAAUAAUGAAAAGUUCAGAUUAUACCACUUACUGAAUGUAUGGGCCUUUAGUAGGUACUGAUGCCUAAUUUAAUUGACAACAGAACACGAGUCUAAAUCAAGACUGCAGGAAUACUGAUAUUUAUGAAGAACUCGAGAUUGUUUACAAAUUCAGAUGUGCAAAAAUCAACAUUGAACUUUGAUUUCUAUUUAUUUAUUUAUUUGGAGGUUCUCUUUGAAUAUGAACUUUGAUGAUUUUCAAAUUUGUGCACUAAUGAUAAAAUCAUGUACUUAUGUUGCAUAUUGUACUACAUGGCCAUAUUGGUACAAAAAAGAAUUCUUGAUUUGUAAAUAAAAUAUAUUACCGCUAAACGCAAGAUUGUUCUGAAAUUAUUUUAGUGGUGUUUUUGUAUAUAAAAGGAAAAUCACCUAUUUUAGUAACUAAUUUCACCGUUUAAUGUAUCUUGAAGACUGUUAGAAUCAGAGGCUAGUUCAUCUGUGAUAAAUAUACAUAUGACUUUUGAGUUUUCCUGAUACUUGACACUAUUUUAAAAUCUGGUAUAAUUUCAUUAUAAGUUUUGUUAUAUAUUUUAUGAUGUUUAUUAUACAAAACAAGAUAUAUGUGAUGAACAAUUAUGUGUCUUGAAAGAGCAAGGCUCACAAGAGACUUGACAAAUAAAUAUUGUGAAAUGAUUUCUCCUGAUCUCAUCAUGACGGACCCUUUAUGGAUAUUUUCACCAAUAUAAACAUGU
Messenger RNA from Mizuhopecten yessoensis (Yesso scallop), 3105 nucleotides. Its product is annotated as E3 UFM1-protein ligase 1-like. Lineage: Eukaryota; Metazoa; Mollusca; Bivalvia; Pectinida; Pectinidae. Gene Ontology annotation, cellular component: endoplasmic reticulum membrane. The record is from RefSeq and is a predicted model, not a curated record. Gene Ontology annotation, molecular function: UFM1 ligase activity. The transcript has 16 exons. Gene Ontology annotation, biological process: protein K69-linked ufmylation; regulation of proteasomal ubiquitin-dependent protein catabolic process; response to endoplasmic reticulum stress. The coding region runs from base 11 to 2377 and encodes 788 amino acids.